Trichophyton rubrum CBS 118892 is the source of this 270-nucleotide messenger RNA. RefSeq lists its product as uncharacterized. The record is from RefSeq and is a predicted model, not a curated record. Bases 1 to 270 code for a protein of 89 amino acids. The transcript has a single exon. Lineage: Eukaryota; Fungi; Ascomycota; Eurotiomycetes; Onygenales; Arthrodermataceae.
AUGGAGAACGGAGAAGAGCACUUUCUCGAUACCCUCGCCAGAAUGCUUGAUUCUGUGCCAGAAGAUGCCGCCGCUCACGGUUGGUCGGUUCACAUAGCGAAGGAACCUUCGAGAAUGCUGCAGCAGUGGGUGGAGUGUCUGAUCUUCGGGAAUCAGCAUGGCUUGACGUUACCCGACGACGCACCGCGACGAAGAGUGGGAGCGGAACAUUUCAUGAGUCAUAUCAAGCAGUCCAUAAAUAUCCUCAUGCCUGAGAAGUGGCACAUAUAA